AUGACAAUACCAUUCACAAAGUACGUAGCUAGCAUAGCUCUGAUCUUCAGCGGAGCAUACAUAUGGGACAAAAGAUCUCCCAGCGAAAUCGCCUCAGAACGCACAGACCCAGCAUAUAUGCUGCAAAAAAUGGAUGUUUCCCCCUUACUCUCUUACCAGGCUAAGAUAUCACGAAGCAACCUUAUAGUGUGGUCUGUAACUGCGCCAUCAUUCCGAGCAAUGCCACGCACAUGUAAGUGCGGAGUUUUGUCGCCUUUCCGGUCGCUAGGUUGA
Sparassis crispa is the source of this 273-nucleotide messenger RNA. RefSeq lists its product as hypothetical. The record is from RefSeq and is a predicted model, not a curated record. NCBI's taxonomy places the organism in Eukaryota, Fungi, Basidiomycota, Agaricomycetes, Polyporales, Sparassidaceae. The transcript is spliced from 5 exons. Bases 1 to 273 code for a protein of 90 amino acids.